This is a messenger RNA of Oryza brachyantha (malo sina), 1053 nucleotides long. Its product is annotated as dehydration-responsive element-binding protein 1B-like. The record is from RefSeq and is a predicted model, not a curated record. The transcript is spliced from 2 exons. NCBI's taxonomy places the organism in Eukaryota, Viridiplantae, Streptophyta, Magnoliopsida, Poales, Poaceae. Gene Ontology annotation, biological process: regulation of DNA-templated transcription; ethylene-activated signaling pathway. Gene Ontology annotation, molecular function: DNA-binding transcription factor activity; DNA binding. The coding region runs from base 59 to 844 and encodes 261 amino acids.
UCCUCCGAAACACUGGCCGGCUUGCUAGCUAAGCUGCGACAACAAACUGCCUGGAAACAUGUGCGGACGAAGGAAUGGCGGCGUCGGCGGCCACCCUCUGCCGGCGGUGGGGGAUCUGCGAGGCCGCCGCCGCGACGACGAGCAGGAGCAGCUGAAGGUGGUGGUGGUGGACAGCGACAGCGACGAUGAGCAUGAGGAGGAGAUGAAGCUGGAGGAAGAGUUCAGGAGGUACUGCGAGACGGGGGAACUGCAGCCUCUCAUCCCCACCAAAGCCGUCCUCAAAGAUCACCGGUCCAAAAAGGACAAGCAGCCGGCGCCGGCGGCGAGCAAGAACCGCAUCCGCGGCGUCCGCCAACGCAGGAACGGGCGGUGGUCGGCGGAGAUCAGGGAUACUACCGUGCUGGGCGCCCGCGUCUGGCUCGGUACCUUCGACUCGGCGGAAGCGGCGGUGCUGGCCUACGACGCGGCGGCGCGCAGGAUCCGCACCGGCGGCAACGCCAAGGCCAAGCCCAGCUUGCCGGCUCCUGCCGCCGCCUCCUCCAACAAGAUGAAGAAGCAGCCGCCGGUCCCGGCUGUUCCCAAGAAGAUGAAGAAGCCGGUGGUUCCGGCGGCGGCCGAGAUGGUCCCCGGCGACGGCGAGCCUGCAGGAGAGCUGGCCCCGGUGCUGCUGGCUGACGCACUGGAGGCCACCGACGGCUGGGAGUUCGAGCCGUACUACGGCAUGAGCCUCCACGGCCUGCAGGGCGGCGUCUACGCCGACGACGUGCCGGCCGAUGAGCUGCAGGGCGGCGGCGCCGGCGCGACGGUCUACGCCGCCGACUACGGCUGUCUCUGGUCCUUCUAGCUCCUAGCUGAUUAAGGAUCGAUCGAUAGGCAGCAAGCUUAGCUGCUAAUUGCAGUAGAUUACUAGUAUUAAUUAAUUAGCACUAGCUUUGAGACUAGCAACCGUACGUACGUGCUACUGCACCUAUUGGGCAUUUUUCACAUUUGAAUCUAGGGUACGUUGUUAUAUAUAUAUAUAUAUAUAUCGUUCCGUUUAUGCUUGUACACGUA